AUACAGUCAGAGCAGUAUGCUCAUCCACGAGCUGUAUGUAACAUGGCUGCAGUCCGCACUGGAUGUACAUUAUUAUUUCUAUUGCAUUUUUAUUUUUCACUGGUGUGUGUCAAGGGCGAGGAGUUUAAUGUGGAAGAGGACAUUCUCCAUGAGACCCCCCUGCAGAAGCCUACCAUCCUUAUUGCCAUUUUAGCAAGGAAUUCAGCUCACACGCUUCCUUAUUUUCUGGACUGCAUCGAUAAACUGGAUUAUCCUAAGAGCAGAAUUGCAAUUUGGGCGGCAACAGAUCACAACAUUGAUAAUACUACAGCUGUCUUACGGGAAUGGCUAAAGAGUGUUCAGAAGUUAUAUCACUACGUCGAAUGGAGACCUAUGUCUGAGCCUCAAUUUUACCCAGAUGAAUUAGGCCCAAAACACUGGCCAAACUCCAGGUUUGCACACGUAAUGAAACUUCGUCAGGCUGCUUUGCGCACUGCAAGGGAAAAAUGGUCAGAUUAUAUUUUGUAUAUAGAUGCAGACAACUUUUUGACAAAUCCCCAAACGUUAAAUUUGAUGAUCAAAGAAAACAAGACAAUUGUGUCCCCGAUGCUUGAAUCUCGAACUUUGUACUCCAACUUCUGGUGCGGAAUGACUCCUCAGGGUUACUAUAAAAGAACACCAGACUAUGUACUUAUUAGAGAGUGGAAGAGAAUGGGUUGUUUUCCGGUGCCAAUGGUUCACUCGACAAUGCUCAUAGAUCUCAGAAAGGAGGCAUCUGGAAAUCUACAGUUCUAUCCUCCACAUGACGAUUUCACAUGGACGUUCGAUGAUAUCAUAGUUUUUGCGUUCUCCAGCAGGCAAUCAGGAAUUCAAAUGUACAUCUGCAAUAAAGAGCACUAUGGAUAUCUUGUUGUACCUUUGAAAGCUCAUCAAAGCUUACAGGAAGACAUAGAGAACUUUAUUCAUGUCCAGACAGAAGCAAUGAUUGAUCGCCCUCCAUUGGAACCAUCUCGAUAUGUCUUUGUGCCACCCAAGCAUCCAGAUAAAAUGGGGUUUGAUGAGAUUUUUAUGAUCAAUCUUAAACGUCGGCAAGAUCGUCGCGCUCGUAUGCUUCGAAGUCUCUAUGAACAAGAGAUUGAAGUGAAGGUCUUUGAUGCUGUUGAUGGCAAAGCUCUGAAUGCAAGCCAGUUAAAGGUUAUGAAUAUAAAUGUAGUGCCAGGAUAUCAUGACCCGUACUCAGGAAGAACACUGACACGCGGUGAAAUUGGAUGCUUCCUCAGCCAUUAUUAUAUCUGGAAAGAGGUGAUAGAGAGAGGUCUUGAAAAAUCGCUUGUUAUUGAAGAUGAUGUUCGAUUUGAGUUGCAAUUUAAAAAUAGAUUAAUGAAGGUAAUGAAUGACAUUGAAGAAGCUGGAGUAGAAUGGGACUUAAUUUACAUUGGUCGAAAGAGAAUGCAAGUGGAACGUCCCGAAAAGGCUGUCCCUAAUGUAAUGAACCUAGUCGAGGCUGAUUAUUCCUACUGGACUCUGGGAUAUGCUAUCUCCUGGCAGGGAGCCCAGAAACUUGUCUCAGUGGAACCCUUAAGUAAAAUGCUACCAGUGGAUGAAUUCCUCCCUGUCAUGUAUAAUAAGCACCCAGUAGAGAAGUAUACAGAAUACUAUGAACCACGAGACUUGAAGGCCUUUUCCGUUGAGCCGUUGCUUGUGUACCCUACACAUUACACAGGUCAACCCGGAUAUAUUAGUGAUACUGAAACAUCUACCAUAUGGGACAAUGACACAGUAAUUACAGACUGGGACAGAAGGUACUCAGGAAAAUCAAAGCAGCAAGAACAGAUACACAGUGAUGCCCAGAAUACAGAAGCAUUGCCGCCCCAGACUACUCUCGAUGCAUCAUCCCGGGAUGAACUAUGAUUAUUUUAGUAAAUGUACAGAGCGCCUAGUUUUUGUAUAGAAUCUUUUUUAUUACUGUGAAUUUUUCUAGUGUAACAAAUAAGAGACUUUUAUAUAAGUUACUGGGUAUAAAGAACAUUAGAUAUCAAAUUCACAAAAAACUGCCAUGUAAAAUUGCUGCAAUGCCAUUCAUUCCGUUUACAUUCCUAUUGUGAAGAUUUUGUAGAAUACUAUUUAUGUAUAUGUUACGGAAGAUAAUAUAUUAUGUAUGGCAACAUCUGACAAUUUAAGUGAAGUAUUUGGGAAUAAAAAACUAAAUAUUUUUCCCUCUUCUCUAUUAUAGGAAAGUUAUAAGGGUCUCAGUACAAACUGUUGUAUGAGUAAUGUUUAUUUCAGAAGAUAAUGCAGAGGCUUUUACUCUGAAUGGGAGAUGUAUAACAUUUUUAAAUCAGACAUUUAUGUAAGACAUGGAAUAAAAGAGAAAAAAUAAAAUUGUUAUUUUAUUACAGAAA
Molecule: messenger RNA, 2381 nt
Organism: Spea bombifrons (plains spadefoot toad)
Lineage: Eukaryota; Metazoa; Chordata; Amphibia; Anura; Pelobatidae
Gene: COLGALT2
Product: collagen beta(1-O)galactosyltransferase 2
Exons: 12
Coding region: 43-1890 (615 amino acids)
Molecular function (GO): procollagen galactosyltransferase activity
Source: RefSeq, a predicted model, not a curated record